Prinia subflava (tawny-flanked prinia) is the source of this 3576-nucleotide messenger RNA. It is a transcript of the gene DDX43, whose product is annotated as DEAD-box helicase 43. Gene Ontology annotation, molecular function: ATP binding; RNA helicase activity; RNA binding. Lineage: Eukaryota; Metazoa; Chordata; Aves; Passeriformes; Cisticolidae. The record is from RefSeq and is a predicted model, not a curated record. Bases 1 to 2031 code for a protein of 676 amino acids. The transcript is spliced from 16 exons.
AUGUCGGACUGGGACGCGAGCAGCGACGAGGAGCUCGGCGCGCCGGGCUGGCCGCGGCCCGCUGCUGCUGCCGAGUCUCUGUGCUGGUCGCGCAGCACCCCUCCGUGGGGCCGCGCCUCCGUGGAGAGCGGCGGGCGACGGGGGAAGGGCACGGGGCGUCCUGGAAGGGAAUGGUGGGCGCCGCGAGGCGCUGAAGGCCCCGGCGGCCCGAGGCGGGCGGCGCGGCAGCGGCCGCCCCGAGCUGCGGCCGGCCAGGCUCGGGACUCUGCGGCCCCGCUCUGCUUCCACCUCGACAACGCCCUGGUCGGGGCUCUCAUAGGUCGGGGUGGAACUAACAUUAAAGAACUUGAGGAUUCUUCAGGUUCCAGGAUAAAGGUUACAAGAGGGACCUAUGAAUCUGAAGUAAAGAUUUUUGGCAGCACUGAUGUGCAAAACAAAGCCAAGAUGUUGAUUGACAAUCUUGUUACAAGUUCUGGACAAAACUAUGUUAGAGGUGGGACAGAGAAAGGAAAAACCUUGGACAUUAUCAAGCCUGAAAAUGACCCAAAGAAAUCAGUGAUUAACUGGGCCUCUCUUCGAGAAAACAGGGCCAAAUAUGAAUCCAUGAAGUGGGCAGGCUUGCCGCCAAUUGAGAAAAAUUUCUACAAAGAAUCAUCCAGGACUGCAUCUAUGUCAAAAGAAGAAGUGGAACUGUGGCGGAAAGAAAAUAAUAAUAUAACUUGUGAUGACUUAAAAGAAGGUGAAAAGCGCUGCAUUCCCAAUCCUGUUUGUAAAUUUGAAGAUGCAUUUGAGCAUUAUCCUGAUAUUAUGGCUAAUAUAAGAAAAGUUGGUUUUCAAAAGCCUACACCAAUUCAGUCCCAGGCGUGGCCAAUCAUACUCCAAGGAAUUGAUCUUAUUGGUAUAGCACAGACUGGUACUGGGAAGACAUUGGCAUACUUAAUGCCUGGAUUCAUUCACUUGACUUCACAACCCAUAUCCAAAGAUCAGCGUGAGGGGCCUGGAAUGUUAGUCCUUGCUCCCACUAGAGAACUGGCACUUCAGGUAGAGGCAGAGUGUUCAAAGUAUGCAUACAAAGAAAUUAAAAGUAUUUGCGUCUAUGGUGGCGGGGACCGAAAAGGACAAAUAGACAUGGUUACCAAAGGUGUGGAUAUUGUUAUUGCUACUCCUGGCAGACUGAAUGAUCUUCAAAUGAACAACUUCAUAAAUUUGAGGAGCAUAACAUAUUUGGUUUUAGAUGAGGCUGACAGAAUGCUGGAUAUGGGAUUUGAACCUCAGAUAAUGAAGAUUCUAAUAGAUGUGCGUCCUGACAGACAAACUGUUAUGACGAGUGCUACUUGGCCUGACGGCGUCCGUCGCCUAGCAAAAUCCUACUUGAAAAACCCCAUGAUUGUGUAUGUUGGCACUCUCGACUUAGCAGCAGUAAACACAGUACAACAAAAAGUUAUUGUUAUCCCCGAGGCGGAAAAGAGAGCUUUCAUGUAUAGCUUCAUUAAGUCUAUGAAGCCAAAAGAUAAGGUCAUCAUUUUUGUGGGAAAAAAGCUUACAGCCAUUGCUUUAUUUUACCCUAGAGCUGAUGACUUAGCAAGUGACUUUGGUAUCCAAGGAAUUCCAGUACAGUCACUUCAUGGCAACAGGGAACAAUGUGAUAGAGAACAGGCUUUGGAUGACUUCAAGAAAGGCAAAGUUCGAAUAUUGGUAGCUACUGACUUGGCAUCCCGUGGCCUUGAUGUGCAUGAUAUUACUCAUGUUUUUAACUUUGAUUUCCCUCGCAACAUUGAAGAAUAUGUUCACAGAGUAGGUCGUACUGGAAGAGCAGGGCGCACUGGGGAGGCAGUAACACUUGUCACGAGCAAUGACUGGAAGUUUGCGUCCGAGCUGAUUGACAUUCUGGAAAGAGCAAACCAAGUAAGGACACGUUACUGGGUAGUUCCUGAUGAGCUUAUUGCAAUGGCAGAAAGAUACAAACAAUCACAAAUGAGAAAAGAAAUUGAAAAGGAUAUACAAAGACCUUGGAGAAAGCCCUCAAAAUAAAUGUAACCCCUUGAAGCUACAGAGAAAAUAAUUUUAAUUAGUGUUAGCAUCCAUAGGCUUGAAUUUAUAAGUUUCAUUUUGUGUUUGAUUUUUUUCUGUACCUGUCCUAUUUAAACAAACUUCUCAAAAGUGUCUUAGAAAAGAAAACUGGAUUACCUUUAUACAGGAAUAAAUCUGGUUCUGCACUUGGACACUAUUUUCACAUAAAAAUUAAUUUUUGUCUUGUGUGAUGUAUGAACCUUCUAAAGCCAUGAUCUACUGGUUAAAAACAAAUAUUGUGCCUUUGUUUUCUUUUGGUUUUUUUUUUUGUUAAAUACAGUAUAAACAUAUAAAUGUAAAAGAUAAUUUUUCCUUUUAUAUUUAGAUAACUGGAUUAUUCAUUGUAAGCAAUGUUUGUCAAUGUAGUUUGAAAAUACUGUACCUUUGCCGUGAUAUGCUGCUGGCAUGCAGAAGUAUUUCUCAGGAUAACCAAAACUGCUCAGUUGGCAGUUACUUAUGUUUGCUGAAGGAAGUUUUCUUCAUUCUUAUUUUAAAACUUAACAUUUGUGUCUCACGAUUUUUUGAGAGGUCUGCAUUUGAAGGUCAGCUUUUAUUUCUUCCUGAUAGUUGAUUCCCACUUUACAUUUGGAUGUCAGGUUCUGUCACAGAUUCCCAGUGAUAAUGGGUUAUGUUUUCUACUCUUUGAAAUUUAUAUGGGAAGGAAUUAUUCCUUCAUUUGAUGCUUAGUCUGAACUUGUGUUUAUUUAUGUGUCAUAUGAUUAAAUAAAAACUCAUAAACAACAUUCAGUAAAAUGAGAAUAUUUUAGUAAAAUUACUCUAAAUAUUCUUCCCUCUCAAUUUGCUAAUAAUUGAUGUAAAUCUGGGCAUUAUUCAAGGCAGUAGGUUAUUUUGCCUUCAAAAAGUAGGCUAAAAAUUUGGACUUCCCAUGGCUUCUAUAAGUAGAAGCAAAAGAUGUAUUUAUUUGAAGCACAGCAGUUUUCAAAUGCUGUGUACUUCUCACCUGCGUAAUUUUAGUAAUAGGAAAUAUUAUAAUUACUUUUUCCCAACACACAUUUCUUCAAUAUAAGAAAAAUUGAUAUGAAUUUCAGUUUCAGGAGUGUCCAGUUCAUGCUACAUUUUGGUUUUGAUAACCUUUUGUAUCAAGAGUCUUCCUCUUUGAUACAUAUUGAAACAUGCAUUUCUGUCUACAUGAUUCAUCAUACAAAUGCUCAUUGGCACAAAACCAUCUACUCUGUUGCAGCAUAUUAGGUAAUGAUUGUUUCCCAUCCAAAGCUCAAUGAAAAGACUCCUUUCUGAAGUAAUUCUGAAAGGGUAAGUUUCUUCAGGAACUUCACAUCACUAAGACAAAAUAUUCUCUCUCUGCUAACUGGUGCUGGUGAUUGUCCUCUGCAAAAGAUCUACAUCCAUGCAGGUGACCUGGAGAAGUUGUUCUGGUUAAUGUCAAAGUAACUCCAGUGACUUUGUUUUUCUUUUGAAAGCAGGAGUGUAUUUUGGAUAUUCUUCAGUGGAUCUUAAUUUUAAAUAAAAUUGUCAUUUUUCCCUUUA